Messenger RNA from Nematolebias whitei (Rio pearlfish), 1725 nucleotides. RefSeq names its product tetratricopeptide repeat protein 39C. The transcript is spliced from 14 exons. The record is from RefSeq and is a predicted model, not a curated record. Gene Ontology annotation, biological process: cilium assembly; otolith morphogenesis. Gene Ontology annotation, molecular function: protein binding. Bases 1 to 1725 code for a protein of 574 amino acids. NCBI's taxonomy places the organism in Eukaryota, Metazoa, Chordata, Actinopteri, Cyprinodontiformes, Rivulidae.
AUGGCGGAGCCGGCAGGACCUGCUGCACCGGGGGUCAAGACGGACCUCAUCAACGACGCGGAGCUGGCUCUGAAAGGAAUCAACAUGCUGCUCAACAAUGGCUUCAAAGAGAGUGACGAGCUCUUCAGAUCAUACAGGAACUACAGUCCUUUGAUGAGUUUCGGGGCCAGCUUUGUGAGUUUUCUGAAUGCAGUGAUGACAUUCGAAGAGGAGAAAAUGCAGAUGGCCUUUGAGGACCUGAAAGCUACAGAGAAGCUGUGUGAAAGUGAAAACAGUGGAGUCAUUGAAACCAUCAAGAACAGGAUGAAACGGGGCCAUGUGGACUCUCAGAGGUCGGGGGCGGCUGCAGUGGGCCGACUCCAGAGGCAGAUCAUCAUUGCAGACUGCCAUGUUUACCUUUCUGUUCUGUUGUUUAUCAAGCAAGAGCUGUCAGCGUAUAUCAAAGGAGGCUGGAUCCUCCGCAAAGCCUGGAAGAUGUUCAACAAAUGUUACAAUGACAUCACACAUUUACAAGAGCGUGGCAGAAAGAGGGCUUCCGUGUCUUCCGCCUCUGACCCGCCCGUCUGCAGUCGCUCUUCUUCACUUGGGUCAAGUUCAUCUCAAAAACUGGACGGCAUCAGCCUCGAGACUCUGGAUCGGCUGAAAGGAGCGGUCAGCUUCGGUUACGGUCUGUUCCACCUGUGCAUCUCCAUGGUGCCGCCUCACCUGCUGAAGAUCGUCAACCUGCUGGGCUUCCCGGGAGACCGACAUCAAGGCCUGUCGGCGCUCACGUACGCCAGCGAAAGUAAGGACAUGAAGGCCCCAUUAGCUACCCUGGCCCUGUUGUGGUACUACACAGUGGUGCAGCCGUUCUUCGCUCUGGAUGGCUCAGACACACACACGAGCCUAAUAGAAGCCAAAUCUAUCCUGAAACAAAGAGAGGCCAUCUAUCCCAACUCCUCCCUCUUCGUGUUCUUCAAAGGCAGAGUUCAACGCCUUGAGUGCCAGAUCAGCAGUGCCUUGACGUCCUUCCGUGAUGCCUUAGAUCUGGCCUCUGGCCAGAGGGAGAUUCAGCACGUGUGUUUAUAUGAAAUAGGCUGGUGCAGCAUGAUCGAGCUGAACUACGGUGAAGCCUACAGAGCGUUUGAGCGACUGAAGGCUGAAUCCCGCUGGUCCCAGUGCUACUACGCCUAUUUAACAGGAGCUUGCCAAGGCGCCACUGGUGAUCUGGAGGGAGCCCUUUUAGCUUUCAAAGAUGUUCAAAAGCUUUUCAAGCGAAAGAAUAAUCAGAUAGAGGUGUUUUCAAUGAAGAGGUCUGAGCAGCUCCGCAGCCCCAGUGUAACCAAAGAGCUCUGCAUUUUGUCUGUGAUUGAGAUUCUGUAUCUGUGGAAAGCCCUGCCUAACUGCUCCACUGCCAAGCUGCAGGCCAUGACACACGUCUUACAGGGGAUAGAGGACACCUCGUGUGCUGGCCUGAAAAAUCUGCUUCUUGGUGCCAUAAGCAAAUGUCUCCACAAUACCAAAGAUGCCAUGCAGUUUUUCCAUCUGGCUGCAAAAGAUGAGGUGGGUCGUCAGUGCAAUUCUUAUGUGCAGCCCUACUCCUGCUAUGAACUGGCCUGUGUCCUGCUAAGUGCCCCUGAGACUGUAGAAAGGGGCAAAAUGCUGAUGCUUCAGGCUAAGGAGGAUUACGCUGGCUAUGACUUUGAGAACAGACUCCAUGUUCGAAUUCACUCGGCUUUCACCUGA